CGGUUUCCUUGUGUUAACAAUGGCAACUUCACCACCAACAGUACUUACGGGGAGACGAAACGGAGGACGUUUGCAGAAGUUGCCUGAACGAGACCGUCUCCGAGCUCCAGCAGGAAUGUCCCAACUACAAAGAGGCGAUCGGAUGGUCGGAAUUCU
This is a messenger RNA of Rubroshorea leprosula, 156 nucleotides long. NCBI's taxonomy places the organism in Eukaryota, Viridiplantae, Streptophyta, Magnoliopsida, Malvales, Dipterocarpaceae. The record is from the annotation of a GenBank genome assembly.